This is a messenger RNA of Meloidogyne enterolobii, 782 nucleotides long. The record is from the annotation of a GenBank genome assembly. NCBI's taxonomy places the organism in Eukaryota, Metazoa, Nematoda, Chromadorea, Rhabditida, Meloidogynidae.
AUGUUUAAACUUUUAUUAUUUGUAUUCUUUUAUUCAAUUUCAAUUAAUAAUGCUUCAAGCUUUAAAUAUGACAAUAAUGAUCAUUUAUUGCAAAAGAUCUUUAAAUUCUUAAACAUAAAAGAAAAUGAUAAUAUAGUUAUUCCUGAUACGACUACUGCAAAAAUUAAAACUACAACUGAAGGUACCACCACUGUUAAAACCUCUACUGCUUCAACAAAAACAACCAAAUUAUUAACAACUCAUUUAUCUACUACAACAACCAAAACCUUACCAACCACUACAUUAACUACUAAAACAACAUCAUUACCUACAACAAGUACACUAUCAACUACAUUAUCUACAUUAGAAACAACAACAGAUUUAAGUAAUAUUACAACAACAGAUAAACCAAUAAAUUAUAUUUAUGUUAAAAGUGUUGGAUGGAUGGUUACUGCCAUUAUUUUUAUUAUUGUGGCCAUUAUACAAUUUAUUGCUUUAAUUGUAUUUUAUAUUAAAAGAAAUAAAUUUGGAUUUGGCGAUACUCAAGGGCUUGUUUCUAUUUAAAUAAAGGAAUUUUUGAAGAAAUUAAUAGAAAAUUAAAAUAUUUAAAAAUAAAUAAUGUUAUUAUUUUUAUUUUUUUAUGUUCACAAACUUUUAUUAAAAUAUAAAAACAAUAUAAACAAUAAAUUUCUGUCUCGUUUUAACCCUUUUAAAUGUAAAUCCCUUUAAAUUUUUUAAAUUGGUAUUUAAUAUUUUUUUUGUAUCCACCACACGAAUAAAAUAAACUUUAAAUAAAAAAUUAU